AUGACGUAUCGACAAUACUCCGACUGGUCGUCGGAUCUAGCAUCGACCAUACAUCGAGGCCAUUCAUCGAUCGAACGCAUUGUCUCGACAGAUGAUGGUGAUCAUGAUCGAAUUGAUCAAAAUAAGACAUCUUUUACGUGGUAUUGGUGUUUCAAAUGCUGUAUUUUUGGGUCAUUACUCGCUGGAAUAGGUUUAGCUAUUGUUCUCACAUUCUGGUUAACCUCAAAAACAGCAGCAACGGAAACAUUAAUUUCGCCAACAGUAACAACGACAACAGCGACAACUGCAACAACGACAACAACAACAACUGUAACAACAACAACAGCAACAACCACAACAACGACGACAACAACAACAACAACGACAACAACGACAACAGCAACAACAACAACAGUGACGACAACAACAAUGACAACAGCAACAACAACAACAGUGACAACAGCAACAACAACUACAACAACAACUGCAACAACAACAACAGCAACGACAACAACAGCAACGACAACAACGACAACAGCGACAACAACAACGACAGCGACAACGACAACAACAACAACAGCACCAAUAUGCGGCACUUUUCCUACCAGCCCAACAGGGCAGAUUUUGAAUUCUUUCGCUAGAAGUGGUUCAAAUUUCCCGCUCAUGACAUAUACAAAAUACAAUUCUAGUUUUACGGCAAGUGGUACCUUAGCAACUCUAUCAUUUAUUAUAAUGGGUGAGGGUGGAAAUGGUGCCGUCCACUAUUGGUUAUUAGACGACGUAAUUGUCAAUCAUACAAACGCAAAUGCAAAUGUUCUUACUAAUGGUGGUUUUGAAACCGGAGAUUUAAGUGGUUGGACACAGUAUUGUAACACGACUGCUAAUUGUGAUGGAAAAACAACUGGUAAUUAUGCGCAUACGACAACAAGUCCAUGUUAUGCAGGAACAUACUGCGUUUAUGAUUCAUGUUUAAAUACUGAUUACCUAGAACAAUCGUUUUCUACUGUACCUGGAGAUUACUAUAUCAUAUCAUAUUAUGUGAGAAACGGUAAUAAUGAUGCAGGGCCUAUAGCGAUGUAUGUUACAUUAACUUAA
Molecule: messenger RNA, 1074 nt
Organism: Adineta steineri
Lineage: Eukaryota; Metazoa; Rotifera; Eurotatoria; Adinetida; Adinetidae
Source: the annotation of a GenBank genome assembly